Saccoglossus kowalevskii is the source of this 897-nucleotide messenger RNA. RefSeq lists its product as uncharacterized. The record is from RefSeq and is a predicted model, not a curated record. Lineage: Eukaryota; Metazoa; Hemichordata; Enteropneusta; Harrimaniidae.
AUGUAUUAUUUUAUCGUCUCUUUGGCAGUGUACAUGCUCCAAGAAUGCGACAAAGUCGUGACGUCAUCAGUAGGUGGCAGGAUUUAUUCUCAGUUGUCCAGCAAGUAUACCAAUAAUGUUGAUUGCAUUUUGACACUGUGGUCCCCGGAACCAUGGCAACGAAUCUCAAUAGAAUUCGACGACGUGAAUUUCGAAUACGAUGACCGUGGCAAAUGUGUUGACUUCAUCAACGUAUACGAUGGUGGUUCUAUCAACGGGCAACUUAUGCAGCAAAUAUGCGGACGCAAUUUCGAAAGGCUGGACUACGAAAGCAGCGAUAACAUUCUGACGUUGCGUUUAGUUACCAAUAGCAAUCGGGUGAAUGUGGGGUUCUCUGCAGUGUUUACAACAUUCAGCAAUGGAACAACGUAUUCUUGCAAUGUUACGCAUGCGUACAACUGCAUGAAUGGACGCUGUAUACCACCGAGUCUGCAGUGCAAUGGAGAUAAUAAUUGCGGGAAUAACAACGACGAAUUCAAUUGUUCAGGUGAAGAUUAUGAUUAUGAUGAUAACCAUGAUAAUGAUGAUGAUGAUGAUGAUGAUGAUGAUAACGAUUGUGAUAAUACUAAUAUUGCCGUUAAAGAGUAUAAUCUUGCCACUGCUGAGAUUGUCGCAAUUAUUUGUGGUGGGUUUAUUGGCAUGGUGAUCAUUACAGUAGUCGUCUUUUUUGUACGUGACAAGAACCGAAAGAAAUCUGGUAACACCACGCAUGCGCACUCCGAUCUAUCCCUCCAGCCAGCAAUCGAGCUCGGCCAACCAACUCAACGAGGAACAGUACCACCCGCUUACAGCGCCCUCUAUCUGAACAGAGACCAGACGAUGGAUGUAUCGAUCAUAUCUGUAUUACCGAUAGAGUAG